UCGAGGCAGAAAACGUCGAGUUCAUGCGGUAGCUUUACACAGACGCCUCCCAUCACGUCUUUUACGAAUUCUUUCCACGCUAUGCAGCAUUAAGUCCUGUUCCUGCUCGAUUUCAGAGCCGAACCGUUAAACCUUCACUGUACAGUUUGCUAACAUUGUCCUGUGUUAACACUACAACGGGUUUAAAACAGCCCCUCGCAUCUUUAGCAAGCGUUCUCUCCUAGCUUCACCAUUUUAUAACUCAUCUCUUCAACCGCGGGAUUUUCCCGUAAUUACAUGAUUAGACCAUCCCUUACCCGGAGGAGGCACCGACUUUGUCUUCCCGUCUUAAUUUGGGGACGUGGAACGGUGGCUUCUCUAAAGUUAAAGCAUGCGCUUACAAAGAACCGCGAGGUCACUUCAGCAGAAGAGUGAGGCUCGGCGGGCUCUCGGUACUCGCCAGGGCCACAGGCUCCUCGGUCGAGAGACUUUAGAUUAAGGACCGACAUCACGAGCACAUCAGCCUCGCCAGACACUUCGCGAAGUCUCGGUGCGAAUUACAGCCGGAGCCCUGACAAUACCGGGUGGUUUCCUAGAAACAUGAUUGUUUGUUGGACUUGAUCUCACAUCCUGGUGAGGAUUUCUUUACUGAUAAUGUCAAGUUCAGGUUAUCCUCCCAACCAAGGAGCAUUCAGCACAGAACAAAGUCGUUAUCCUCCCCAUUCUGUUCAAUAUACUUUCCCCAGCACCCGUCACCAGCAGGAGUUCGCAGUCCCUGAUUAUCGUUCUUCUCAUCUUGAAGUUAGUCAGGCAUCACAGCUUUUGCAGCAGCAACAGCAGCAACAGCAGCUUCGUAGACGACCUUCCUUGCUAUCAGAAUUUCACCCAGGUUCUGACAGGCCUCAAGAAAGGAGAACUGGAUAUGAACAGUUUCACCCAGGCCCAUCCCCAGUGGAUCAUGAUUCACUGGAAUCCAAGCGACCGCGUCUGGAGCAGGUUUCUGAUUCCCAUUUCCAACGUGUCAGUGCUGCGGUCUUACCUUUAGUGCAUACGUUGCCAGAAGGGUUGAGGUCUUCUGUAGAUGCUAAGAAGGAUCCAGCAUUUGGAGGCAAACAUGAAGCUCCAUCUUCUCCAAUCUCUGGGCAGCCAUGUGGAGAUGAUCAAAAUGCUUCACCUUCAAAACUUUCAAAGGAAGAGUUAAUACAGAGUAUGGAUCGUGUAGAUCGAGAAAUUGCAAAAGUAGAACAACAGAUCCUUAAACUGAAAAAGAAACAACAACAGCUUGAAGAAGAGGCAGCUAAACCCCCUGAGCCUGAGAAGCCUGUGUCCCCUCCUCCUGUGGAGCAGAAGCAUCGCAGUAUUGUCCAAAUUAUUUAUGAUGAAAAUCGGAAAAAAGCAGAAGAAGCUCAUAAAAUAUUUGAAGGCCUUGGCCCAAAAGUUGAACUGCCACUCUAUAACCAGCCGUCAGACACCAAGGUGUACCAUGAAAACAUCAAGACUGGAGUACCUGCAAGGCGCAUGAUGAAAAACCAGGUGAUGAGGAAAAAACUCAUUUUAUUUUUUAAAAGAAGAAAUCAUGCAAGAAAACAAAGGGAACAAAAAAUCUGCCAACGUUAUGAUCAGCUCAUGGAGGCAUGGGAGAAAAAAGUGGACAGAAUAGAAAAUAAUCCUCGGAGGAAAGCUAAAGAAAGCAAAACAAGGGAGUACUAUGAAAAGCAGUUUCCAGAAAUUCGAAAGCAAAGAGAACAGCAAGAAAGAUUUCAACGAGUUGGGCAGAGGGGAGCUGGUCUUUCAGCCACCAUUGCUAGGAGUGAGCAUGAAAUUUCUGAAAUUAUUGAUGGGCUUUCUGAGCAGGAGAAUAAUGAGAAACAAAUGCGGCAGCUCUCUGUGAUCCCACCUAUGAUGUUUGAUGCGGAACAGAGACGGGUCAAAUUCAUUAACAUGAAUGGACUUAUGGAAGAUCCCAUGAAGGUUUAUAAAGAUAGGCAGUUUAUGAAUGUUUGGACUGACCACGAGAAGGAAAUCUUUAAGGACAAGUUUAUCCAGCAUCCAAAAAACUUUGGACUGAUUGCAUCCUACUUGGAAAGGAAGAGUGUCCCUGAUUGUGUUUUAUAUUAUUAUUUAACCAAGAAAAAUGAGAAUUAUAAAGCCUUAGUGAGAAGGAAUUACGGAAAACGCCGAGGAAGAAACCAGCAGCAAAUUGCCCGGCCCUCACAAGAAGAAAAAGUAGAAGAAAAAGAAGAAGAUAAAGCAGAAAAAACAGAAAAAAAAGAAGAGGAAAAAAAAGAUGAAGAAGAUAAGGAUGAGAAGGAAGACUCUAAAGAAAACACCAAGGAAAAGGACAAGACAGAAGGUACAGUAGAAGAAACUGAGGAGAGAGAACAGGCUACACCACGGGGGCGAAAGACGGCCAAUAGUCAGGGCCGCCGAAAGGGCCGGAUAACCAGGUCCAUGACAAAUGAAGCUGCAGCGGCCAGUGCUGCAGCUGCCGCAGCCACUGAAGACCCCCCACCACCUUUGCCACCACCACCAGAACCUAUUUCUACGGAGCCUGUAGAAACCUCUCGAUGGACAGAAGAAGAAAUGGAAGUUGCUAAAAAAGGUUUAGUAGAACAUGGUCGUAACUGGGCAGCAAUUGCCAAAAUGGUGGGAACAAAGAGUGAAGCUCAAUGUAAAAAUUUCUACUUUAACUAUAAACGGCGGCACAAUCUUGACAACCUCUUGCAGCAGCAUAAGCAGAAAACAUCACGAAAGCCUCGUGAAGAGCGAGAUGUGUCUCAGUGUGAAAGUGUAGCUUCUACUGUUUCUGCUCAGGAGGAUGAAGAUAUUGAAGCCUCUAAUGAAGAAGAAAAUCCAGAAGACAGUGAAGGUGCUGAAAAUAGUUCUGAUACAGAAAGUGCUCCUUCUCCUUCACCAGUUGAAGCUGUCAAGCCCAGCGAAGAUAGCACUGAAAAUGCUACUUCUAGAGGAAAUACUGAACCUGUGGCCGAGCUGGUGUCUACCACUGAAAAUCCGCCCGGUGCAUCUCCCUCUUCAGCAGUUCCAACUACAAAACCAGCUGAAAAUGAAAGUGUGGAGACCCAGGCGAAUGACAGCAUCAGUGUUGAGACAGCAGAGCCGAUGGAUGUUGAACAUCAGGAAAGCGGUGCUGAAGUGACUUCGGUUCUUGAUCUCCCCACAACUACCAAAGCAGAAUCCGUAGAUGUUGAAAUGAGGGUGCCAGAAAACAACCCCUCUAAAGUGGAAGGUGAUACCAAAGAAAGAGACCUGGAGAGAGGUAGUGAGACUACAGAGCCUAGAGAUGAAGAUUUGGUUGUGACUCAACAAAUAAAUGUCCAAAGGACUGAACCCCAGUCAGACAAUGAUUCCAGUGCCACCUGCAGUGCUGAUGAAGAUGUGGAUGGAGAACCAGAGAGGCAGCGAAUGUUUCCUAUUGAGUCAAAGCCUUCAUUAUUAAACCCUACUGGAUCUAUACUGGUCUCAUCCCCAAUAAAACCAAAUCCAUUGGACCUGCCACAGCUUCAGCAUAGAGCAGCUGUUAUCCCACCAAUGGUUUCCUGCACCCCAUGUAAUAUACCAAUUGGAACCCCAGUGAGCGGCUAUGCCCUCUACCAACGACACAUUAAAGCAAUGCAUGAAUCAGCACUCCUGGAGGAACAGCGGCAGAGGCAAGAACAGAUAGAUUUGGAAUGUAGAAGUUCUACAAGUCCAUGUGGCGCUUCCAAGAGUCCAAACAGAGAGUGGGAAGGAAAAUCAGUCGCCUAUAUGCCUUAUGCUGAGGUCAGACGUGCUCUAGAACAGGAAGCACAGAUGCUCAAUACUGCAGCAAGGUCAGCAUCACCGUGUAGGCUCUCUCCAAGAGAAGUCAGUAAAGCCGCUCCACAGCCUGAUAUGAGUACAGCCCGCUAUAGUGUCCCGCCAGUCCUCCAGCCUGCUCCACAUCAAGUGAUAACUAAUCUCCCUGAAGGAGUUCGCCUUCCAACAACUCGACCAACUAGGCCACCUCCGCCUCUCAUCCCAUCAUCCAAAACCACAGUGGCUUCAGAAAAACCUUCUUUUAUACUCGGAGGCUCCAUCUCACAGGGAACACCUGGCACUUACUUGACUUCCCAUAAUCAGGCUUCCUAUGCUCAAGAAACAGCUAAGCCCUCAGUAGGCUCUAUCUCACUUGGACUCCCACGGCAGCAGGAAUCUGCCAAAUCAGCUACCGUGCCCUACAUUAAGCAGGAAGAAUUUUCACCCCGAAGCCAAAACUCACAACCUGAAGGUUUACUGGUCAGGGCCCAACAUGAAGGUGUGGUCAGAGGUACCACAGGUGCCAUUCAAGAAGGAAGUAUAACUCGGGGAACUCCAACCAGCAAAAUUUCAGUGGAUAGUAUCCCAUCCCUGAGGGGCUCUAUCACCCAGGGUACCCCAGCUCUGUCCCAGGCUGGCAUACCAACUGAGGCAUUGAUAAAGGGUUCUAUUUCAAGAAUUCCCAUUGAAGAAAGCAGCCCUGAGAAAGGCAGAGAGGAAGCUGCUUCCAAAGGCCAUGUUAUUUAUGAAGGCAAAAGUGGACAUAUCUUAUCAUAUGAUAAUAUAAAGAAUGCCCGAGAAGGGACAAGAAGUCCAAGAACAGCCCAUGAAAUCAGUUUGAAAAGAAGCUAUGAGUCAGUGGAAGGAAAUAUAAAGCAAGGAUUAUCAUUGAGAGAGUCCCCUGUAUCAGCACCAUUAGAGGGAUUAAUAUGCCGAGCAUUACCCAGGGGGAGCCCUCAUUCUGAUCUCAAAGAAAGGACUGUGCUGUCAGGUUCCAUAAUGCAGGGCACACCAAGAGCAACAACUGACAGCUUUGAAGAUGGCCUUAAGUAUCCCAAACAGAUUAAGAGGGAGAGUCCUCCAAUACGGGCAUUCGAAGGUGCCAUUACCAAAGGAAAACCUUACGAUGGCAUAACCACUAUCAAAGAGAUGGGGCGUUCCAUUCAUGAGAUUCCACGGCAAGAUAUUUUAACUCAGGAAAGUCGAAAAACUCCAGAAGUAGUCCAGAGUGCAAGGCCAAUAAUUGAGGGUUCCAUCUCCCAGGGUACACCGAUAAAGUUUGACAGCAACUCAGGUCAAUCUGCCAUCAAACACAAUGUCAAAUCCUUAAUCACUGGGCCUAGCAAACUACCCCGUGGAAUGCCUCCAUUGGAAAUUGUACCAGAGAACAUAAAAGUAGUUGAACGGGGAAAAUACGAGGAUGUCAAAGCAGGCGAGCCAAUGCGUUCCCGGCAUACAUCGGUGGUAAGCUCUGGCCCCUCCGUUCUUAGGUCAACACUUCAUGAAGCUCCCAAAGCACAGCUGAGCCCAGGGAUUUAUGAUGAUACUGGUGCACGGCGGACACCUGUGAGUUAUCCAAACACCAUGUCCAGAGGUUCACCAAUGAUGAGCAGAGCUUCUGAUGUUACCAUUUCCUCUAGCAAGUCCACCAAUCAUGAAAGAAAAUCAACACUAACCCCUACCCAAAGGGAGAGUAUACCAGCGAAGUCUCCAGUACCUGGGGUGGACCCUGUAGUAAGCCAUAGCCCUUUUGAUCCCCAUCACAGGGGAAGCACUGCAGGAGAGGUUUAUCGGAGCCAUCUUCCCACACAUUUGGACCCAGCCAUGCCGUUUCACAGGGCUCUGGAUCCUGCAGCUGCUGCUUACCUGUUUCAGAGACAGCUUUCACCAACUCCAGGUUACCCAAGUCAGUAUCAGCUUUAUGCAAUGGAGAACACAAGGCAGACAAUCCUAAAUGAUUACAUUACCUCUCAGCAAAUGCAGGUGAACUUGCGCCCAGAUGUGGCCAGAGGGCUCUCUCCACGGGAGCAGCAGCUGGGCCUCCCAUAUCCAGCAACAAGAGCAGGAAUCAUUGAUCUGACCAAUAUGCCUCCAGCAAUUUUAGUGCCUCAUCCAGGGGGAACAAGUACUCCUCCCAUGGACAGAAUCACUUAUAUUCCUGGUACACAGAUUGCUUUCCCGCCCAGGCCAUACAACUCUGCUUCUAUGUCUCCAGGACAUUCAACACACCUGGCAGCAGCUGCCAGUGCUGAAAGAGAACGUGAAAGGGAGCGGGAGCGGGAACGGGAACGGGAGAAGGAGCGGGAGAGGGAGCGGGAACGCAUUGCUGCAGCAUCCUCAGACCUCUACCUUCGGCCAGGCUCAGAACAACCCGGCAGACCUGGCAGUCAUGGUUAUGUUCGCUCCCCAUCCCCUUCAGUAAGAGCUCAGGAGACCAUAUUGCAGCAAAGACCCAGUGUUUUCCAGGGAACCAAUGGAACCAGUGUAAUCACCCCUUUGGAUCCAAGUGCUCAGCUACGUAUCAUGCCGUUGCCUGCUGGGGGCCCUUCAAUAAGUCAAGGCCUGCCAGCCUCCCGUUACAACACUGCUGCGGAUGCCCUGGCUGCUCUUGUGGAUGCUGCAGCUUCUGCCCCCCAGAUGGAUGUUUCCAAAACAAAAGAGAGUAAGCAUGAAGCUGCCAGGUUAGAAGAAAAUUUGAGAAGCAGGUCAGCAGCAGUUAGUGAACAACAGCAGCUAGAGCAGAAAACCAUGGAGGUGGACAAGAGAUCUGUUCAGUGUCUGUACACUUCUUCAGCCUUUCCAAGUGGCAAGCCCCAGCCUCAUUCUUCAGUAGUUUAUUCUGAGGCUGGGAAAGAUAAAGGGCCUCCUCCAAAAUCCAGAUAUGAGGAAGAGCUAAGGACCCGAGGGAAGACUACCAUUACAGCAGCUAACUUCAUAGACGUGAUCAUCACCCGGCAAAUUGCCUCGGACAAGGAUGCAAGGGAACGUGGCUCUCAAAGUUCAGACUCUUCUAGUAGCUUAUCUUCUCACCGGUAUGAAACAACUGGUGAUGCAAUUGAGGUGAUAAGCCCUGCCAGUUCACCUGCACCACCACCUCAGGAAAAACUACAGGCCUAUCAACCAGAAGUUAAAGCAAAUCAAGCAGAAAAUGAUGCCACCAGACAGUACGAAGGACCAUUGCAUCACUAUCGACCACAGCAGGAAUCGCCAUCUCCACAACAGCAGCUGCCUCCAUCAUCCCAGGCAGAGGGGGUGGGGCAAGUGCCCAGAACACAUCGACUCAUCACACUUGCUGAUCACAUCUGUCAAAUUAUCACACAAGAUUUUGCUAGAAAUCAAGUAUCCUCACAGCCUCCCCAGCAGCCUCCCACUUCUACAUUCCAGAAUUCACCAUCUGCUUUGGUGUCUACACCUGUGAGGAAUAAAACAUCAAAUCGUUAUAGCCCAGAAUCUCAGUCACAAACUGUCCACCAUCAAAGACCAGGUUCAAGAGUCUCUCCAGAAAAUCUUGUCGACAAAUCUAGGGGAAGGCCUGGAAAAUCCCCUGAGAGAAGUCACGUCUCCUCGGAGCCCUAUGAGCCCAUAUCCCCACCGCAGGUGCCAGCUGUGCAUGAGAAACAGGACAGCGUGCUGCUGCUGUCUCAGAGAGGAGCCGAAGCUGCAGAACAGAGGAAUGAUUCCCGCUCACCGGGGAGUAUAAGCUACUUGCCUUCAUUCUUCACCAAGCUUGAAAACACAUCACCCAUGGUUAAAUCAAAGAAGCAGGAGAUUUUUCGUAAGUUGAACUCCUCUGGUGGAGGUGACUCUGAUAUGGCAGCUGCCCAGCCAGGAACUGAGAUCUUUAAUCUGCCAGCAGUCACUACCUCGGGCUCAGUUAGCUCUAGAGGUCAUUCUUUUGCCGAUCCUGCCAGUAAUCUUGGUCUUGAAGACAUUAUCAGGAAGGCUCUCAUGGGAAACUUUGAUGACAAAGUUGAGGAUCAUGGAGUUGUCAUGUCCCAACCUGUGGGAGUAGUGCCUGGUGGUGCCAACACCUCAGUUGUGACCAGUAGUGAGACACGGAGAGAGGAAGGGGACCCAUCACCUCAUUCAGGAGUUUGCAAACCAAAGCUGAUCAGCAAAUCAAAUAGCAGGAAAUCUAAAUCUCCUAUCCCUGGGCAAGGCUACUUAGGAACUGAAAGGCCCUCUUCAGUCUCCUCUGUACAUUCUGAAGGGGAUUACCACAGGCAGACACCAGGAUGGGCCUGGGAAGAUAGGCCCUCUUCAACAGGCUCAACUCAAUUUCCUUAUAAUCCUCUGACUAUGCGGAUGCUCAGCAGUACACCACCAACACCAAUCGCAUGUGCCCCCUCUUCUGUGAACCCAGCAGCUCCUCACCAACAGAACAGGAUUUGGGAGCGAGAGCCUGCCCCAUUGCUCUCAGCACAAUACGAGACGCUGUCGGACAGUGAUGAUUGAACUGCACAGAACAGGGGUCUUGAUGGUGCCAGGGUACAGGGGUGGGAUUUCUAGUUAUUGGUGGUUUUAUUUUUAAUUGCAAGUCAAAAAACUUGUCUCCAUGACAUGUGCCCAGAGACUUUUCAGGAGAGCCUGGACCACGGAUGAAGAAAUGAUGGAAAUUUAUUUGGAGAGUCAAAUGGGGGUGGGGGUAGGGGGCUGCCUUUGACACAGGCAAUUCAGUGGAUUAUAAUAAUAGAGAAUGUAGAGUUUUUAAAAAGUGGACAAUUCCUGUUCUUAUAUCUGUUUGUAAAGAAAACCAUAAUGUCUUUAAAUCACUCUUCUGUAAAUAGAUUACUUUUUUUGCAGUGUUUCCCCUUGCUGUAGUAUCUGGUGUACUUAUGUUCAAAUCAGCACAUCAACUUUGGGGAUAAAUUUUUAAAGAUCUUUUCGUCUUUUUAACCCUUGCCUUCUAAACAACCUCACACAGCCCAGUUACAUAAUGUUGGCUGUCACGGGCAUUUGUACUUUUAUGCAAUUUUGUUUCUUCUCAAUUCAGCUUCCUGGUGAUGUUUAAGAUCUUGUGGAAAUGUUUAGAUUUUAACAUAGACCCUGUGAGCACUAUCUGUAAAUUAACAUAUUAGGGUCAAAGGUAGGAGAAACAAAUUCUGCCAUAUUGUAAAUUUCCAGUGCAGGCUUUACUUUUUUUUUAAUUAGUAGCACUGAAAAAAAUAUUACUGCAUGGGUAUGUUAUAGAUCGUUUCUAAAGUUUUAAAGGCUUAUUUGAGGCAUACCUCACUGUUAUGCACACUGGUAACUGAACCAUGCCCAAGUAUUCCUUUUCUCCUGCAUUUGAUGCAGCCCAACAAAGCUUUUGUUUUGAAAUAAAUUUGACUACCCUGUCCACAGCAACAAUAGGUUAUUUGUGACUUAAGACUCUUGGUGUCACAGGUUUCAAAGAAAAACGCAAUAUAUUAUAUUACUGGUUGAGUUAGGAUAUGUGUGUAUAGAAUUUUUAGUCUUUUAGAUUUGCUUUGUGCUGCAUCCUGCACUCUCAUGGUGAACACGUGGUCCUUUCUAUGCGCCAUUAUUCUGUGUGAGCAAGUUUAUGGGCUGUUUUUGUCUCACUGAAUCUCAAGGAGCAGGUAAUUUAAAACACAAUUUAAAAUAAUUAUGGUACAAAAGGAUCCGUUUAUCUUUAACAGUUGCUUGCUGAAUUUUUAGGGUCUUUCACACAUUAGCAUUGCCUUGAAGCACCCUUCCACAAUAUAUAAUUAAUGAUUUGGAGAGAAUGCCACUGAUGAUUAUCAAGGGGAGAAAUUAAUGUUUCUCAAAUGAUAAAAUUAGCAGCUCUAUGAUUAUCCAUUCCUUUGUAACAAGUAUUUCAUUUGUGUUUGAGACUCACACAUCACCCUGUAGCAUUGGCGUUUAACCCUAUUUUAUGGAUGAGGACACUGGCUCAAUACUUCGCCUGCCUCUGUCAGUUAUUAACUGUGAACUAUCAUCUUGUCUAAAGUUAAAGCCUUUAGUUGUGUUACUACUCCACUUUUCUACACUUAUGGUCCCUCCAAGUAAACUUUAAAUCAGGCUUAGGGGUCAGAGUCCUACUACUUGGAAAGUUGGUAUUAACUAAAUGUUCUACUUAAAAACUUUUCAGGUACUGGUGUAUUUUAGUUUGUUAAUAAUUUACAUCGUCAAAUGACCCAGGCGCAAUAACGGUAGUAUUUUUCUGUAACUUGGAGGGUCUUAAGCUACGUCAAGUUAUAACAGUUAAGACAGUGUCAGAUGAGAGCCUAACUUGUUGGUUUUGCAUUCCCAUGUAAGGAUCCCAAGGUGAACGGCUGUAAAUCAUUCACCCCAUCACAAUGUAUGUGUGUCUUCAUCUACCGUCACCUGGAGAAGAGGUUUGAGAAUAGAGAUGAAAUCCGCUAUCAUUUCCUAGCUCAGAAGAAUGGAAAGACAGAAUUCUCACAUGGCUUACCUAUGGAGAACAAUCAUCUGGGUGGGGUAGCUGUCCACCUUUCCAAGACUGAAAUGGCAGUCACAGCGCUGACAGUGAUGACUUGAAGUUGGCUGUAAAUCAAGGCAUAAUCCUCUUUGCAGGUUGAGACUGCAGUGUUCCGAAGGUACAUCGUUAUGCAUGAUGUUUUUAGUACAAAGAACUAAAUUAAGGUCUUCCUAACUAUUCACAGGAGUACUCUGACAGUCAAAUUUCCAGUGCAUAUUUAUGACAGGAAGUUUUAUGAUUCUUUGAGUAUGCUGAGUUUCUAUCAAUAUUUUUAAAACUAUCCACUUAAAACUAGUGACAUCAUUCAUAAAUUUACUUUUUAACAGUUCAGUUUGAAUUCAGAUGUGUAAAGGGGAUCAGUCCUCCUGCUUUGCUAUCUUGCUUUAAUUUAAAGACAGUGCAAAUGAACUUUAAUGAGAACACCCUCAUGAAGAGAGACUGCUUUCUGAAAACUAGUUUUUCUAUCACUGGGACCAUGAACUGAAUUAUUGUGAAGGAUCAAAAAUUCCUAAACCUGGAGUGAAAGAUCUAACUUUCAGUAGCUCCUGCAAUUGUGAAAAGGUGAAAACAUUCUCAAUGCAAAAGGUGAGUAAUUGACAAUUUUUUAAAAAGUAAAUUAAGACUGGGUUUGGGUUGCACUAAAUUUGAUUUAUAGCUUCAUUUUAAGUUAGACUUCAUUAAAGAAAUUAGCUUCAUGGUAAAUAGAUGAACUUAGACAAAGUAAUUUACAUCUGCAAUAUAUAAAAUUAUAGUUUUAGUCUAAUCAAUCCCUGAGCGUCUGGACCUUCAGGCUUAUUUCCAUUAACUUUUCUGUAAACUUUCUUUUUAUGAGAAACUCAAAACACUACGGAAUACAUACAAUGUUGUUAUAGUCUCUAGUUUAUUAUGAAAGGGUUCUUCCAGUAUGUACAUAUCAGUCCCACUUAACGUCCCCAAAGGUGUAUCAACAAUAACAGUGUUCCUUCACAGUAUCUGGAAAAGUUGUAAGACUGCUGAGGUAAGAACAUCCACUUAUGUGUCUUGUAUUUAUAUUCCUUGAGGCAGUGUAUUCAUUUAAAGUCACCUGACCAAGUAACUCCUCCCAUUUGUUCCUAACUUUACAGAUGAGGCUAUUGAGACCCAAACUCAAAAAGCAAGAACUAGGAUCCAGGUCAAUAAUUCUUCUGAACCAAGUACACAUCAGACUUACUAGAGAAGCACUAAAUAUACUUGUAGGGCCCUGCCCCUAAGUCAGAAGGUUUGGAGUUGAAUCUGGGUGCAUGAUUCUAUAAAGAGCUCCUCAGUUGACUGUUACUUUCCCUAGACUGCAAAGGAAGUUGAAUGCUCAGACAACUAGAGGUUAUUACAUCUCAGUUGUAUAUAACCAUAUAUGUACAAUAACAUACAGGUGACUUUUAAAUCAAAUGGGUGCUGUACUUGCAAGUGUGUAAUUUUCACUUAAAAUUUUAUGCUGGAGGCAAAGUAAGAUACCACUUUUCUUCCUUAUGCAUUAAAUCCCAAAGUGGGCUUCAUUAAAUAAUUAUAAGAAAAGUAACUCACCAUAAUCCCCCUUUGUCAUGAGACAGGUAGCUCUGGUCUUCCAGAUAUUGAAAAAAUAAGAGAAAAAAGGGUAGCAAAUCAGUGGACCAAAUCUCAUGGUAGAAACCUGGCUGAAUUACCACACACCCACUCCAGAGGAAAACUGGCUCAUCUUAAUCUAUAGAGAUCUAUAUAUCUUAGACCAGCACAAACAGCGUGGAAUCAUGUGUCACAAAUGAAAAGCAUCACUUGACAAAUUUGUCCUUAGAAGUCAAAAUCAGUUGGGAGUGGAAGUUGUCUUUCCUUUAAAAGUGGCAGUGUAUACAAUUUUUCCUUCACAUAUCUCAGGUGAAGAAACUAGAACAUUAAAGACAAAGGAUUUAAGCCAUUGAUUUGGGUGCCACUGACACUAGAAUAGCUAUUACUGGAACUACCCCUCAACAAAAAGGGAUUUACAGUUUGACAUAAUUAAGUUAAAGUACUUUUUCUUGACAGCUCAGCCAACUCUUCCCUGAUGUGCUGUAUAGAAACCUCAUCUCUUUUCAGCUCUGCUUGCUUCAGGGCUUCCUGGUAGAUCUCCUUUGCUUGUGCAUAUCGUUCUAAAAUAACCCAAAGAAAAGGAAGAAUAAGAAAAACGUAGGUUGUCAAAGUGGCUCUAAAGAGAAAGCACUAGUGAUGAUACAGCCGGUGCUGCCUUAUUCCAUCCCCACGUGACAGGCCAGCCCAAAGUAUAGAGCUCCAACCCAGGGAGUACCAUGGGAUUUCCUAACUGUGCUUUCUGACAGACCCAAGGGCCCCAUUCCAUUAGCCAAGUAUAUCUGAUAUUCUGUGUCUUACCAGCUUUAUGAGUGCACUGUGAGAGCAAGUUAAACUGUUCAAGUGAAAACAUUUAGAAAUGUAUAGCACAAGAAAAAAGGUACUAUCAUCA
This is a messenger RNA of Talpa occidentalis (Iberian mole), 12662 nucleotides long. RefSeq names its product nuclear receptor corepressor 1 (gene NCOR1). The record is from RefSeq and is a predicted model, not a curated record. The coding region runs from base 634 to 8229 and encodes 2531 amino acids. Gene Ontology annotation, molecular function: transcription corepressor activity; nuclear thyroid hormone receptor binding. Gene Ontology annotation, biological process: negative regulation of transcription by RNA polymerase II. NCBI's taxonomy places the organism in Eukaryota, Metazoa, Chordata, Mammalia, Eulipotyphla, Talpidae. The transcript has 48 exons.